Messenger RNA from Daphnia pulex (common water flea), 6357 nucleotides. RefSeq names its product protein madd-4-like. Lineage: Eukaryota; Metazoa; Arthropoda; Branchiopoda; Diplostraca; Daphniidae. Bases 542 to 5530 code for a protein of 1662 amino acids. The record is from RefSeq and is a predicted model, not a curated record. Gene Ontology annotation, biological process: extracellular matrix organization. Gene Ontology annotation, cellular component: extracellular matrix. Gene Ontology annotation, molecular function: metalloendopeptidase activity. The transcript is spliced from 27 exons.
ACCUCAGACACUCGACGGACGUCUUGAACGGUACACACGAUCGCUCGCUUGCACCGCAACCCGAAACAAAUUCAAAUUUUCAAAUUUCAUUUCUUCGCCAAAGUGUUUCCGUUGUUAUUCCGUGCUGUGCGUUAUAUUUUUCAUUCGAUUAAGGAACUCAAAAAACAAGUGUGUGUGUGAGUUUUGUGGAAUUAUACAUCAAUCGGCCAGGUGAUUUUGGACAAUUUAAAACCAAAAAGGAUUUUUGAGUGAAUCAAACUGUUUUUCUUUCAUCACCCCGCUGGCGACGACGGUUAAUAUUUCAUUGAUCGAAUCAUGGCUGUGAAGUUUAAUCAACCGGACGAACUGGAAACUUGAAAAAUAAAAUAGAAAAUUAUCUACGGCGGAUUUUAUUUUUUUAAAACCAUUUCCCGACAAGUUCAUUUGGUCCGUCCAAAAAAAUAAAAUCCGGUUAUCUUUUUUUUUUUGUCUUAAGACCAAAUUUGUUUAAACAAAAAGUGAUUUAAAAAAAAAGACAAAAGUGAAUUUAAAUUUCUUCGCCAUGGACACAUCAACGACGACCAGAUUCGUCUACUUAUUGGUUGUCACGUUGGCGGUGAUGGACCAGGGUGGGCCAAGCUUCCUCUGCCGGGCGGACGAUUUUGGCGCCGACCAAGAGACGAGGGAUCCGCACGAGCCGCAAUGGUCCACUUGGUCCGAAUGGGCUCCUUGUUCCAGGACCUGCGACGGCGGAGCCACUUACCAGACCCGCCGCUGCAUGGACAUGGUCAGAGGCUGCGGAAUCCACGAGCGCAGCAUCCGCUACCAAAUCUGCAACAUGCAGCCCUGUCCGGAAAUGGUGGACUUCCGGUUGCAGCAAUGCCAGAAUUACAACAGCAUACCGUACCAGGGUAAAUUAUACAAUUGGGUUCCGCUGACGGACAAAAGCACGCCGGCCUGUUCCCUUUCCUGUCGGGCCGUCAACACGUCGCUGAUUGUCCAGCACGCCGCCCGCGUUCACGACGGAACCCGCUGCAAGCCGGGCAGCCUCGACAUGUGCAUCGACGGCAUCUGCCAGCCGGUGGGAUGCGAUCUGCAGUUGAACUCGGAUUCCAAAGUGGAUGCGUGCGGAGUGUGCGGAGGCGACGGAUCGACUUGCCUGGACAGUACCAGCGACGACCUGGUCAUCGGCUACCGAUGGGAAUUCGGCCACCGACUCUCGCCCUGCACCGCCUCCUGCGACGGAGGUCAACAAGAAGUGGAAAUCAUUUGCCGGGACGCCGUGACGGGACUGGAAGUGUCGGACCAGAAUUUGUGCGACGAGUCGAGCCGGCCUCAACCAAAAUUCGUCCAGUGCCACACGGAUCCUUGCCCGCCAAAGUGGAUCGUCGGUUCGUGGGAGUCGUGCUCGGUUACCUGCGGAGGCGGAGUCAAGGAGCGACGAGUCUACUGCCAGCAAGGGCACAACAACAGCCGGGUGGACGAUGUCAUCUGCUCGGCCCUGAUUGGUCACAAGGCCAGGACCCACGAGCCCUGCAAUACUCACGACUGCCCCAAUUGGUUCCAGGGCCCCUGGUCACAGUGUUCGACUCGGUGCGGUGACGACGGCGUCCAGACGCGGGUGGUGGUUUGCCGAGACGCCAGAGGACACGUCACCAACGCCUGCAGGUUGCAGGAUCAACCACCGACCAGUCGAUCCUGCCCGUCUCAACCGCCUUGCCCGUCGACCGAACCUCCACCGACGACAGUCACGGCCCCCAACCGCCCGCCCAGAGAAAAAGUGACGCCGUUCAAUCUCUUUGACGACGACGAGAUUGAAGAGGAGGAAGAAGAAGAAGAAAAGCAGUUGAAAGGCGUCCUGGUGCAACAGCCGAGCGGCUCCGUUUCCAGCAGCUCAGGAUCGGCUCCUUCGGCGCUCCUGUCGGAGAAACUCCAAGUCGGCGAAAUCAGCCUCGUCCCCACCGACCCGACCCUGGCGUUGUAUUACGCUUGCGGUUGGUUUUAUAAAAGUUUCAUCGCUGGUGAAUGGAGUCCGUGCUCGGUGACGUGCGGAGACGGGACCCGCGAGCGUGAAGUCAACUGCAAAAUCUUCCUGGAAUUCUCCAAGACGAUCGCCAAACUGCCGGACAAGGAGUGCCCCGGCCUCAAGCCGGCCGAAGUCGAGCCUUGCUUCAUGAGACCCUGCAGUCUCUCAAACAAGUACGAACCGUGGAUUGACCAAUUCAGCGACCAAUCCAAUUACAAGCUGAUGCUGGGCACUCGUAAACCGGUCGAAGAUCUCCGGGCGGCCACUAAAAUGGAGUUGACGAGCGGCAGCAGCAGCAGCAGUAGCAGCGGGAGCAGCAGUAGCGGCGGCGGCCCGGUUACAGUGACGAAACCUUCGUACGCCGUUCCACCUUCAUCCGUGACGGCCCCUUUGCUGGCCCAUAGUUGGAAAUCAUCGGGAUUCUCGCAGUGCAGCGCCUCAUGUCUCGGAGGAGUCCAGGAGUCGAUUAUUGAAUGCAUCCGGGAGCAGGACGGCCAGCGGGUCGGUCCGCAUUUGUGCCCGAUGGAGCGGCGGCCGGACGCGAUUACCCGGACCUGCAACGACGUGCCGUGCCCGCCAAGGUGGAACACGUCCGACUUUUCCUCGUGCAGCCGGACGUGCGGCGGCGGCGUCCAGACUCGCGACGUCCAUUGUAUCCACGAAGUGGCCCGCGGCGGUGGCAAUACCUUGCCCGUCGGCGCCGACCUCUGCCCGCAGCCGCCGCCCAGAGCCCAGCAGUACUGCAACAUGAUCGACUGCCCGGUCGAGUGGAAGACGGGCGAAUGGAGUCAGUGCUCGUCGACUUGUGACGGAGGAUUCAAGGUCCGCAAAGUUUCCUGCCAGCAGAUCCUGGCCCUGGGUCAGGUGUUGACCAAGACGGCCAACCACUGCAAUCCGACGUCCAGGCCGGCCGAGUCUAAGCCCUGCAACACGGGCAAGACGUGCAGCAGCAGCGGUAGCAAAGCGGAAGGAAAAGAAGCGGAUGAUUUGGGAGGCCAAGAGGAGGAAGAACAAGUUGGCGGAGUAACAACGACUGCCGGCAGCGUUCCAGAGAGGCCGCCACCUUCUGGCCCGGCCCCGUCCCCAGCCGCAGCUUCGGAUUUGCCCAAAAUCCAGUCGACCAAUCAGAAUUUCGUCCAGCAGGGCCAGUCGAAGAAGAAAGUCACUUUGAAAAUUGGCGGGAAGGCCACCGUUUUCAAAGGCACUCAGAUCAAAAUCCGCUGCCCAGUCAAACAUUUCGACAAGUCUAAAAUCAGCUGGAUGAAGGAUCACAUUCUGCUGGUCAAGAAUCCCAAACACGAACUCAACAAGAAGGGGAUGCUCCGCAUCCGCGACGCCACCUUCAGCGACAGCGGAGUCUAUUCCUGCAUCGCUGGAAGAAGUGUGGCGAACAUCACAGUGACCGUCAGGCCGGCUCCGACCACACCCAACAAUCCUGAUAGUGACUGGGAAUCGCCCAGCAGUCCCGUGGCCGGCGGAAAUCGAUCAAAGGUCGACGGUCACGUCAAGCAACAGCAGCGGGUCCAGCAGACGCUGACGGACGAGCUGUCGCAGCGUCCUGGUUCUUCUUCCGGCGGCGGCGGCGGCGGAUCCUCGUGGGCUGCUGGAUCGUCGAAUCCGGCGGCCGGCGGAUGGGAAGACGAAGAGGAGGAAGAAGAAGAGGACGACGUCAUCAAAGAGAUGAAAGGCAACAGCCUGGCCAACGGCCACGCUGGCCAAAUCAAAAACAACUUUGAUCAUCGCUUCAAAUCGGCCGGCCGGCCGGACCAGACUUUUGUGUCGGGAUCGACCGGACCUCAUUUCUCCGACCAGGAUCAGGAUUGGCACCGCCAAACUCCUCACUUCACUUACGUGACACGUGCGCGGACCACCCAGCCGCCCAGUCCGCCCCCCACAACGACUCCGACCACAACCACAACGACUCCAACGACGACGACGACGGAAGUUCCGGCGGCCACAACUUCCGCCAGUGUCGAUGUCGACGACGUUGAUGAGGAAGAAGAAGAAGAAGAUGACGACCGGGACGAUUACUACCGGCCAUCCCGUCCGGAAAGUGGAACAGUGGCCAGCAGUAACUGGCCGGAUCGCAUCGAUCCCAUUCCGACUUUUUGGCCAACUCAAAACUGGUGGGGGACUAUCGAUCCUAUGCGACAAGAUCCCGGAGGAUCGGGUCGUGGUGGUGGCGGUGGCCAAUCGCGUCAGUCGAACCGCAUCCCGACGUACGCGCCAGCACCUGCGACGCCGGCCAAAGCGGCGGGCAACAACAACAACAACGGCAGCAAUAAGAGCCGCAACCGGGCGGCCGGCGACGGAGCGGCCCGUUCGGGCAGCUCUGGCCGCCCUUCGCCGUCUCCACCUUAUUUCCAAUUGCUCCUUGCCGGACUGGUCCAGCAACAGCCGGAACAGUCGCCGUCGUCGUCCAAGAAGAACAGCAAACCGUCCGGCAGUAGCAGCAGCAGCAGCGGUCGCCACAACAGUCAACGGUCGAAAUUGAGAAACGCUUCGCCGGGCCACCACCAGCAGAAAAUGGGCGGCGCUAAAAAAUCCGUCAGCGAUCCGGCCACCAGCAGCUCUUCCGUUAUUUCGGCCAAAGAAAAAGGGAAAGCGGACAGCUUGAAGUUUGAAUGGCUCCUGACGCCCUGGUCAAAGUGUUCGCAAACGUGCGGCGGGAGCGGCUUCCAGGUGAGAGCCGUCCAGUGCAUCGUCCGCCACAAUAACGUCACCAAAUCGGUCGAGGCCAGUCUCUGCGAGGAUGCCGGACUGGCCAAUCCCGACACUGCCGAUGCCACCAAACCUUCAACUUUGGCCAGCAGCAGCAACAACAACAGACAGCCGGCCACCGUCCAGAAAUGCGGAUUGGAUACUUGCCCUCACUGGGUGGCCGGAUCGUGGACUCCGUGCCAUCAAUCACGCUGCUUCACCUGGAACACGGCGCUGCAAAAGAGGCAACUGGACUGCGUCAUGGACAACGGGACUUUGCUGGACGCCAUCCUGUGCAGCGAUCGUGACAGGCCGUCACAGAAGCGUGAAUGCUUCAACGAGAACUGUCGGGGCGCCUGGAAAGUCUCCGACUGGUCUCACUGCUCGGCUACUUGCGACUCUGUGGGCCACCAAUCGCGACUCCUGCGCUGCGUUUGGUACGGCACCGAAUCUCCCGCUGGAAUGGCCUGCGCCGAAUUGCCUAGACUACCCGUAACGCGUCCCUGUCGGGGACCUCCGUGCCCUCAACGUGGGCAGUGCCGGGACCAGUCGAGCUACUGCGGCCUAGUCCAGACACUGGAGCUGUGCUACAUCCCGCGCUACCGUCAGCACUGCUGUCAGACGUGCCAAAAUGCCCAGCCGCCCAUCCCGACCAAACCCGCCGACAAGAAAGAAACGGAUCAUCUCAGCCGGACACUGGCCAACGACAAGAAUAAGAAAUCCAACAACAACAACAACAAGAAGAAGAAAAAUCAUCAUCACAAAAAAGUUCCCACCGACAAGAAACAACCACCACCACCACCAACAACAUCUCAUCUCUCGUAGACAUUUUUUAAUUUAGAGUUAAACGCCAUUGUUUUUGUUCAACAUCAAUUCAUUUUCUUCUUCGAUAUAAGAAACAAAAAAGUCAUGUCAACCCUCCGGACAAAAUUCUCUCGUUUUUAAUUCAUUUCCAUUUGAUUUUUCAAUUUUAAAAAUAAAUAUAAUUCCUCCAUGUGUGCCAUUUGGAAUUGGCCCACUGACCCGGGUCUUUUUUUAGAUACAACGAACGCGUCGUAUAUCCUUCUCCUCUCCCCCCCCAUCCAAAAAAUACUAAUUUUUAAUUCCCUUUUCUUGAUGUACAUAAAUAACAUUUUCUUUUCCUCAAUGAUUGUGAAGUUGAGAAUUCGCUUCGUCAUUUUUUCCUCUCUCUCGGGGACGAGCCUCGUCAUCUUAUAAAAAAGGAGAGAAUGGGCCAUUUGCACUUUCUCCCGGCCAAAAUGAAAAAAAAUUCUUCAUUAUUAUUCCUUCUUCCGCAAAUGUUGCAACACAGAACCUUCUUUUUUCUUCUUUUGAGAUUUUCCUAGUAGAAUCAUUUCCCGAGGCUCGACCAUCGUUGUUGACAUCAUCGGCCAUAGAAUUUUUAAUAAUAAAAAAAGGAAACUCUCUCCCGUUAUAUUAUCCACACACACAAGACAUCCGUAGCGAAUUUCCAAUUUUUCUUUAAGUUAUAUAAUAAUAAUAAUAAUACAUUCCCCCCGUCAAACAGAAAUUUUUUUUCAUUUGUAAUCCCACCAAUAUUUUGUGUGUAUUGAUUGAGAUAUGUGCCGUUAUACAAGCCCAGACUAUUGUGUGUCAGAAAAAAAGAUCAAUACAUUUCCUUUUUUUUCUUA